Messenger RNA from Brassica napus (rape), 1057 nucleotides. Its product is annotated as replication protein A 70 kDa DNA-binding subunit E-like. Gene Ontology annotation, molecular function: DNA binding. Gene Ontology annotation, biological process: DNA recombination; DNA repair; DNA replication. Gene Ontology annotation, cellular component: nucleus. Bases 1 to 915 code for a protein of 304 amino acids. Lineage: Eukaryota; Viridiplantae; Streptophyta; Magnoliopsida; Brassicales; Brassicaceae. The record is from RefSeq and is a predicted model, not a curated record. The transcript is spliced from 6 exons.
AUGAGUUUGUGUUGUUACAGCGAUCCUGUGCUGAAGCUGUACCUCUGGGACAAGGUUGCGUUUGAGUUCUGUGAAAAGUUUAAAGCAUCUGGUGGCACUGCACGCGUUAUCUUGGUCACCACCUUAAACCCGAAAUGGUUUGGAGGCGUCCUAUCUAUAUCUUCUAUGGCGUCUUCACGGGUAUUUCUGGAUGGUGAUGUCGAAGAAACGCUGUUGUACCUCAGCUGGUUGGACUCGAACCUAGAUGUUGCCAGCAGAGUUAACACAGAGGUGGUCACUAAGCCUGAGUUAGCGACACUGGGAGACCUCUUCUCUUAUAUGAAUCAGGCAUCCGCUAAGGUUGCUUGGUUUGAGUGCACAGCAACAAUUUAUGAUGUCGUGAACGGUUCUGGAUGGUAUUAUAUAGGCUGCGGUGUGUGCCAUACUAAGGCAACAAAAGGUCCUACAACGCUUAUGUGUAAGAAAUGUGGGAAGAGUGAGAUCGUCGGUGUGCCGCAGUAUCUAUCGAAGCUCUCUGUAUAUGACCAUAGCGAUCAAGCCGUUUUUGUUGUCCUUGGUGAUGCUGGUGAGGAAUUGACUGGAAAGAAAGCUGCUGAGUUGGUGGAGCGAUAUUACGAGGCCAAUGAUAGUGUGGGAGAGGAUCACAUAGUUCCAGUGCCUCAAGCCAUGAUUGAUACCAUCGGACAGAUCCGGAAGUUCAUUGUGAAGGUAUCAACCCACAACCUGACUGCCAAGACCCAAACUUUAACUGUGACAAAAGUGCUCCCACUUGAAGCCCCAGAACCCGAAGGCAACGUAGGAGUGAACGUUGGUAAGGAAGGUGAUAGUGAGAGUGAGGAUCAUGCAGAUAAGUUGGUGAAAAGGGGUGCUGAUGGGAUUGAGUCGGAAGGUGUGAAGCGUGUCAAAUGUGGCUAAUGAAGUUGUCUUUACUGGAAUUGUUUUGUUUAAUGCUAAGCUUGGUUUUUUUUUUCUGGAUUUGUGUUUGCAGUUUUAACAAACUUUGCUAUGAUCUCUUUUGCUAAUAAUAUCUAUUAUUAAUCUCUUUUCAUGUUUUAAA